AUGUUACGUGUUUUUCAUCAACAUUAUUUAAUUUAAUAGCUUCUAAAGGGGUUUUACCUGUAAUUCUUUUAACGCCGCUGUUAAUAGAUUUUAUAACCGCGGGCAAUCUUUUUACCCAUUCGCGAUUCCUAUCAUCACUUAUCAUUUCUUUGGCAUAUUGGUAGCUGAAAAGUUUUUCGGCAAUAGUUUUAUUAGCACGUUCAACUAAAGCUUGCGCUCUAUGAUUAUUAGCUUCUGAUCUUUGUAUGUUGUAUAUUCUUGUAACUUCACCUUUGAAUUCAGUGCCCGGAUCAACUAUAAUAGUUUCUGGCUUUCGUAACUUGCGCGAAUAUAUUUUUCCAAACGCUGCCGCAACUUCCGAUGCGUAUUUAGAUUUCAGCGGCUCGGCGUCUAUGUAUCUGCUGGCAACAUCGACAACUACUAAAGCGUAUUUAUAUUUCUUAUCGUGUGGUAGAAAUAAUAAAUCAGCUUGAUGAACUUGAUUUACUUUUUCAAUAUUCCAAUGCCAUCUAGGAAUAUAUUUCGGUCUAGGGAGAUAUAUUUGCCAUAGAGCCUGUUUCUUAAGCCAUUUUUUAGUUAUUUCCUUAUCCACGCCGGUAACAGCAGAUAAUUUAUCUACAGCAGCAUAACCUUUCCAAUAUCCGUUUGUAGAAUAAUAGUUGUUUGAAAGCUUUUUAUCAUUCAUAUAUAAUGAACGUAUCAGAAGUAGUAUCAGAAGUAUUAGACAUAAACAGAGAGUCCAAAAGGCCUUUUGCUAUUAAAGCUGAAAGAACGUUACAUCGCGUUACUUUCAAUCCAAGCAGCGCCAGCCCRGGAGAAACGCUCUAUGUCCAUUUACCUAAAUUAAGCGACAAUAUGGUUUAUGUGCCAGGCUCUGUGGGGCUUGUUUUCAAUCUUACUUUAGCUAUGGGCCAGGCUAAUAAUACAUUAGUGAAUAAUAUCGGUCGAAAUCUAGUUUCGCGCAGAAAAGUAUUGUAUGGAGGCGAGAUUCUAGAGGACACGAAUCGUAUCGAUCUUUAUUCGACGUACCAUGAUUUAUUUCUAACAAAAAGUCAAAGAGAAAAUAUGCUUAGAGAAGGAAUCUCAUCAGCUAAUAUGAGAAAGCUUCGUACGGCCGCUGGAGAUAAAGUAUCAUCAGACGCGGCUGAGGUAGCCCUAGCAGGUGUUUAUGGCACCAAAUAUCGAAUUCCWAUACAACAUCCUAUUAUAGAUAACCACGGCGUAUUUUAUGCUAAAGCGUUGGAUAAUAAUUUAACUUUUGAAAUUACUCUUGCGGACAAGGGCAUCGGCGUUACAUCAGAUAACACAAAAGAUUAUAGUUAUUCUCUUUCCAAUAUUGAGCUGGAAUACGAGUGUAUCAAUAGCAGUUAUUUAGCUCAAGAGGCUUUGACGAAUUAUGGUGUUGGAAAAGGAUUCUACUAUGAAAAUGUUCUUUUGCAUAAGACAUUUACUAUYGCCAAAGCAWCGGAWUCGGUAAUAAACGARCAUGUGAAUUUGCCGAGAAGAUCUAUGUCCGGCAUUUUGAUGUUAUUUGUUGAUCCUUAUACCGCAGGCGGAAGAGAUUCUGAAAAAUUCGUCUAUCCAAAAAUUACAAAAGUUAAUGUAAAUGUGGAUGGAAUGCCUAAUAAAUUGUACAGCAAAGGAAUGCUCCCAACAGACUUUUGGACUGCUAUAGUUAAUAAAAUGGGCAUUACGGAUAUUACGCAAAAAGACUUUUAUACGAAUAAGUUCGCUCUAUGGAUAGAUUUGAGAACUUAUUAUGAUAAUAAUAUGCACGGAGGCGGUCUUGUGCUUAAUAGGACGAAAGACGGCGUUAAGUUGGAAAUAAAGAGAACGGCAAGCGGAUCAGGUAAUAUUACCUGCUACAUGUUUGUAGUGGCCGAUGCCGUAAUGGAGCUGGAAAAUGCUAGCCUUAAGUCGAUAAUUUAUUAAAUAUAUGGAUGAUUUGAAAGAUCGGAUUCCUUUUCACUGCAUAAUAACUGGGCCUACUAACUGCGGCAAAACUGAAUACUUAAUAAACCAAUUAAGGGGUGCAUACAGAU
Messenger RNA from Exaiptasia diaphana, 2042 nucleotides. RefSeq lists its product as uncharacterized. Bases 691 to 1932 code for a protein of 413 amino acids. Lineage: Eukaryota; Metazoa; Cnidaria; Anthozoa; Actiniaria; Aiptasiidae. The transcript has a single exon. The record is from RefSeq and is a predicted model, not a curated record.